AUGAAUUCAAAUGGGUUCUUUUUCUUUAAGUUUGAAGAUAGAAAGGGAAUGGACGCUGUUCUUGAAGGGGGUCCUUGGAUGAUCCGUAACAAACCCUUGUUUCUCAACAUUUGGUCCCCUACAAACACCCUUAAAAAAGAAGAGUUGAAAAAGGUUGCAGUUUGGGUAAAGUUACAUGACGUCCCUCUAGUGGCUUAUUCUGAUGAUGGGUUAAGCAUGCUGGCUUUAAAAAUUGGAUCUCCUGUGCGGCUGGAUUCGUAUACUGUUGAUAUGUGUAAUGAGGCUUGGGGACGGAGCAGCUAUGCUAGGGCUCUCACUGAAAUAUCAGCUGAUCAGGAUUUGAAAGACACUGUAACCAUGGCUAUUCCUGAAUUGGAUGGAAACAAAUAUGUUACCGAGACUAUUCGGGUGGAGUAUGAAUGGGAACCUCCGAGAUGUACUCACUGCUGUGUGUUUGGGCAUGACUCUGAGGAAUGUCCUACACGUAUUGGCUCAACAUCCAAAACUCCUAUUAACAGGCCAAUAGUAGACGAGGAUGAUUUUACUGAAGUUCCGGUUAAGAAGAGUGCAAAGAAGAAUGGCUUUCAAGUUAAUAACCAGAAGCCUAAAUUUGAAUACAGAUCGGUGGAUAGGAAGAAAAAGGCCGCUACUUCUCAACAGGUUUCUACUUCCCAUAAAAUCCAAACUCAUAAUCCGUUUCCUGCUCUUGAGUGUGUUGGGAGACGGGGUGUUUCAACUCAAGAUAGAAAUAAAGGGGGUAGACAGGUUCAUGUGGAUUUAGAUGAGGACGGGGUUGAAGUUGUCUAUGAUGAAACCAAAGAUUCGGGUACAUAUCCUUCGACUCCUAGUACAGGGGCAAGCACCUCUUCCACAAAGAUCUCCAAUGGUUAG
Helianthus annuus (common sunflower) is the source of this 891-nucleotide messenger RNA. RefSeq lists its product as uncharacterized. NCBI's taxonomy places the organism in Eukaryota, Viridiplantae, Streptophyta, Magnoliopsida, Asterales, Asteraceae. The coding region runs from base 1 to 891 and encodes 296 amino acids. The transcript has a single exon. The record is from RefSeq and is a predicted model, not a curated record.